Diaporthe batatas is the source of this 1022-nucleotide messenger RNA. RefSeq lists its product as uncharacterized. The record is from RefSeq and is a predicted model, not a curated record. Bases 39 to 1022 code for a protein of 327 amino acids. Lineage: Eukaryota; Fungi; Ascomycota; Sordariomycetes; Diaporthales; Diaporthaceae. The transcript has 3 exons.
CCAGCUUGCUUCUCUCUGAUUUGGGACACCGCCGCAGGAUGUCUCAAUCCACUGCUGAGUCCGUCGAGACGGCGGCGAAGCAGGCUGACUACAAGGCCAUGCUCAACACCCGCAAGAAUGUCCAGAAGGACCCCGCCUUUGCCCUUGCCACUGAAUCUCAGAAGUCGGCCAUGUUUAAAAUGGCCAUGAGAGAGACCAUGGAGAGACGACGCUCCCGCGGACAAGACACCGUGUCCAAGAUGGCCGCGUUCAGAGCGGGACAGUAUCGCGGUUCUGGUUUUCAGACCCUUGUGCCCAUCGCCGAUUUUCUCAGAAACAAAGGAUGGGUGCCUUCUGACCCUACUGGCGCUCAACAACGUGACGCCGCUCUCGGUGGCAGCAGUUCCCUGAGAGGUGCGCCCGUGGCUGGCAUGGAGGGAGGGGACAGCCCUCUCGCUGAUGCCUAUGGCAUGCCGAGUGCCCCCGGUAGACACGGCUUCGUUGCGCAUGGCUACCCCACCUCGGUUCCUCUCCGUCGUGACCAGCGCGAUGUGAAUCCCGUCGAGGGCCACCACCUGUCCUCUCCGGCCCGGCCCAGCAUCAAGCCGGCCCCUGAGGCGUUCGCCAGCAUGAGCCCCGAGCCGAUGCUGGCCACGAUUGAGGGAGAUGUCUCCGCGAAUGACAUUGGUGACUCGAUGACCCGCCUGCAGACCGAGAUGGGCUACUUGCGCACCAUCUGCGACAAUGUCGCUUCGAACAACGCGCACGUCCGCGAUGAGUUUGGAAGAAUCGAGGCUGAGAUGGGCCUUGAGAAGGGCCGGGUGGACAAUCAGGAGGCCCGGAUGACACGCCUGGAGAAUGUGGUCCAUGCCCUGCAGAACACGUCUCUGAGCGCCAUCGUGGACAAGAUGAACGAGCUGGAGAAUGCUGUGGAGGAGCUCAAGGCCAAGGUCGGAGGAGGCUGUGACGCCGAGAUCGCGAACAUGCGGGAGGUCAUGGGAGGGCUGAAGAACCUCCUGGACCGGGUGGGCGGUUUUGCCUAG